AUGACGACCAUAAUCAACCCUGAUGGGUACCACUGGGUGAGCGAAUUCGCCCCCGCCUCCUCCCAACGCUUCCUUAGUUACCUCCUCGGCUGGCUCUGCACCCUCGGCUGGCAAGUCAGCAACGCAUCCAUCGCCUUCCUCACGGCCCAACACAUCCAAGGCCUGCUCAUCCUCAACCUCACCUCCUAUUCCCCCCAGCGCUGGCACUUGACUCUGAUGGUCAUCGCUGUCGAAACAAUCUGCCAAGCCUUCAACACCUUCUUCUAUCGCCAGAUGUCCCUGGUCGAGACCCUCUCUUUUACUGUUGGCGGCGGAUGGGGCAACACCCCCCUCGCCUGCCUAGUCGGCAUCCUCAGGCCCAUCUUCAGCCUUUUCGGCUCCGAUUCGGCAACGCACAUGGCCGAGGAGCUGCGCGACGCGAGUAAGUCGUUGCCGAGAGCGAUGAUCGCCACGGCGCUGAUCAACGGCGCGAUGGGGUUUGUCAUGAUUGUGACGUUUUGCAUGGUGUUGGUAAAGGAGGAGGUGUUGGCGACGCAGACGGCGCAGCCUUUUAUUGAGGUGUUUUACAAUGCUGUGGGGAGGGUGAAUAUCAUUGUCAUGAGCUCGAGGCAGCUGUGGGCGAUUGCGAGGGACGGGGUUGUGCCGUUUUCGGGGUGGUUCUCGGUUGUGGAUGCGAGGAGGGGACAUUUGCCGGUGAAUGCGCUGGUGUUUUCCCUUGUCGUGUGCGCGUUGCUGUUCUCGUGCGCCAUCUCGAUCGGUUGCAUGGCGCUCAAGCGUAUCCGCAACGAGUCAUUGCUGCCUUCAAGCUUCAGUCUGGGCCGGUUGGGUCUGGUUCUAAACGUCUUACCCGAACAUGAAGUGCUGUCUCGGCAUGUUUUGCCGGACUCGUUACGCUCGGCUCCCUGUUGA
Messenger RNA from Parathielavia appendiculata, 909 nucleotides. RefSeq lists its product as uncharacterized. The transcript has 5 exons. The coding region runs from base 1 to 909 and encodes 302 amino acids. Gene Ontology annotation, cellular component: membrane. Gene Ontology annotation, biological process: transmembrane transport. The record is from RefSeq and is a predicted model, not a curated record. Gene Ontology annotation, molecular function: transmembrane transporter activity. Lineage: Eukaryota; Fungi; Ascomycota; Sordariomycetes; Sordariales; Chaetomiaceae.